Molecule: messenger RNA, 1890 nt
Organism: Ogataea parapolymorpha DL-1
Lineage: Eukaryota; Fungi; Ascomycota; Pichiomycetes; Pichiales; Pichiaceae
Product: DNA topoisomerase 3
Exons: 1
Coding region: 1-1890 (629 amino acids)
Biological process (GO): DNA topological change
Cellular component (GO): nucleus
Molecular function (GO): DNA binding; DNA topoisomerase type I (single strand cut, ATP-independent) activity
Source: RefSeq, a predicted model, not a curated record
AUGAGGGUUCUAUGUGUUGCCGAGAAACCUGCCAUCGCGAAAGCAGUGGCUUUCAUACUUGGAGGGGGGCGUGUAUCUACGCGAGAAACAAAGGUAGGAUGGAUCAAAAACUACGAUUUCGACUUCAAUUUCCCGCAAUUCGGAAGUUGUCAGGUUACCAUGACCGCAGUGACUGGCCACAUUACCACGAUAGAUUUCCCUGAGAAUUACGGUUGGGGAAAAUGCGAGCACUCGAGUCUAUUUGAUGCACCUGUUCUCACGAAAUACACAGACAAAAAUUCCAUGAACAUUGCCAAAAAUAUCACUGAUGAAGCUUCACGAUCUAAUGUGUUGAUGAUUUGGACAGAUUGCGAUCGGGAGGGAGAGUAUAUUGGAUACGAAAUUAUGGAGCAAGCACGAAAGAAAAACCCGAGCAUUAACUUGGAGACCACUCAACGAGCACAUUUCUCCCAUCUUGAACGGUCGCACGUGAUUCGGGCUGCGUGCAAUACCACGAAAUUAGAUCAAAAGGCGAUCGACGCCGUGCUGACACGUAUGGAACUUGAUUUACGUACAGGAUCCAGCUUCACGCGGCUUCUCACGGAUUUGUUCAGACGAAAUUUUAGAUAUGACAACGUUGUGUCUUAUGGUGGGUGUCAGUUUCCUACCCUCGGUUUUGUGGUUGACCGUUACAAACGAAUCAAGAACUUUGUGCCGGAGGAUUUCUGGUAUUUGAACCUCACUUUCAAAAAGAAGAAUGACAAAGCCAAAGGAACAACAUCGGCCACAUGGACUAGAGGCCAUUUAUUCGAUAGAUUCGCGGCCCUAUGCAUAUAUCAAAAUUGUAUCGAGAUGGAUGGUAAUGAGGCAACAGUGGUAUCGCUCGACACGAAACCAACCUCAAACUGGGCUCCUUUGCCACUUACCACCGUCGAGAUGCAGAAAGACUGUGCUAGAUUUUUCAAAUUCAGCGCAAAGCAAACGCUCACCAUUGCAGAAAAGCUGUACAAUUCUGGAUUUAUUUCUUAUCCCAGGACCGAAACCGACCGAUUUCCCAAGAACAUGGAUCUCAAAAAACUGAUCCAAUCGCAAACACAGUCUCAAACAUGGGGUCAGUAUGCCCAAAUGUUGUUAAACGACGGUAGCAAAUUCAGGCAGCCGAGAGAGGGCUCCCACGACGACAAAGCACACCCUCCUAUUCAUCCUGUUAUUUUCACGAGUGGAGAGUCAUUGAACGCAAACGAGCGAAAGCUUUACGAAUACGUGGUGCGACGAUUUUUGGGAUGUUGCUCUAAAGAUGCCACCGGAUUGAGAACUAGUUUGACUCUCAAAUGGGGGACAGAAACUUUCACGACUUCGGGACUCAUUGUUAAAGAACUCAAUUACUUGGAAGUAUAUGUCUACAAUUCGUGGGAGUCAUCCAAGUCCAAGAUUCCGGAAGUUCAGGCCGGGGAUAAGGUUACCCUAGCCUCUGCACAGUUAUCCACAGGGAAAACAUCACCUCCUAGUCCUCUCACCGAGCCAGAAUUGAUUGCGCUGAUGGAUAUCAACGGAAUUGGCACCGAUGCCACAAUCGCCGAGCAUAUUGAAAAGAUUAUAGAGCGCUCAUAUGUCACCAAAGAAGAUCAGGGCCGCGGAAAGUCCAAGUCCAAGGUUCUCAUUCCAACAGAGCUCGGUUAUGCCUUGGCAGAAGGGUUCAGCCAAAUCGGCUUUGAUAGCAUGUCCUUGACUAAACCUUUCUUGCGCAAAAAUCUAGAGGUCAAACUGAAAGCAAUUUGCGAGGGAUCUAUUCAAAGAGAGCAGGUGCUUCAGGAAAUAGGGUCAAUGUAUCGCGAAGCAUUCGCUUUGACCAGCCGCAGCUCACGUCUUCUGGCGGACAGUUAUCGAACUGUGACGGCCAGCAACGCUUAG